UCCUCUUUCGCCUUUGUGUCUGCAGAGGGAAAGGCGUGAAGGAGUGAUCACAGUGGGAGAAAGGAGUUGCUAGGUCCUGAAGAUGCUUGUAAAAAUUGGAUUUAUCUGCAAAGCUUGCAAUGCUUGAGAACUGCCACUGACGGACCAACUUUUACCUCUAAAACUUUCUGCAGCAUUUCCUACAUUUCCCUUCCACCUUUCACAGUGCUUAGGUGACCUUUUUGAUUGUACAGUUUUAUACUCUGAAACUAAAACCUAGCUCUGACGUUUUGGGGUGUGUGGUAGCUCCGGACCAUGCUCUCCCUGUGGUUGUUCCUGCUCCCUUGCCUGAGCCUUGUGCCUCUGGCCCCGGCUGAGAAGGGCCUGGAGUUCCCACAGUAUGAUGGGAAAGACCGUGUCCUAGAUAUCAAUGACAAGAACUACAAGAAAGCCUUGAAGAAGCACAGCAUGGUGUGCCUGUUCUACCAUGGGCCCAUACCAGACAGCAAGGAGCUGCAAAAACAACACCAGAUGACUGAGUUGGUGCUGGAGCUUGCAGCUCAGGUUAUGGAAGAGAAAGACAUUGGAUUUGGGAUGGUCGACUCCCACAAAGAUGCAAAGGUGGCAAAGAAACUGGGCCUGGAAGAGGAGGGCAGUGUGUAUGUUUUUAAGGCUGAUCGGGUGAUCGAGUUUGACGGCUUGCUCUCUGCUAACACCCUGGUGGAGUUCUUGUUGGACCUGUUGGAGGAGCCAGUGGAGGUGAUAGGAAAUGCUCUGGAGCUGAGAGCCUUUGAUAGGAUGGAGGAAGACAUCCGCCUCAUUGGCUACUUCAAGAACGAGGACUCUGAGCAUUAUGAAGCGUUUAAAGAAGCAGCAGAGCAGUUCCAGCCCUACAUUAAGUUCUUUGCCACAUUUGAGAAAUCUGUUGCCAAGGAGCUGACUCUGAAGUUGAACGAGGUGGAUUUCUAUGAGCCCUUCAUGGAGGAACCAGUCACCAUCCCAGGCAAGCCUCACUCUGAGGAGGAUCUGGUGGAAUUCAUAACUGAACACAGACGACCAACUCUGAGAAAGCUGCGUGCAGAAGAUAUGUUUGAGACCUGGGAGGAUGAUAUUGAGGGCAUCCACAUUGUUGCCUUUGCAGAGGAGGAGGACCCAGAUGGUUAUGAGUUCUUGGAGAUCCUGAAGGAGGUGGCCAGAGACAACACCAACAUACCUGAACUCAGCAUCAUCUGGAUUGACCCUGAUGACUUUCCCCUGCUGAUCCCCUACUGGGAGAAGACCUUCAAGGUGGACCUGUUCAGACCCCAGAUUGGAGUUGUCAAUGUUACAGAU
Molecule: messenger RNA, 1311 nt
Organism: Morone saxatilis (striped sea-bass)
Lineage: Eukaryota; Metazoa; Chordata; Actinopteri; Moronidae
Gene: casq2
Product: calsequestrin 2
Biological process (GO): regulation of cardiac muscle contraction by regulation of the release of sequestered calcium ion
Cellular component (GO): sarcoplasmic reticulum lumen
Molecular function (GO): calcium ion binding
Source: RefSeq, a predicted model, not a curated record